Messenger RNA from Desarmillaria tabescens, 2276 nucleotides. RefSeq lists its product as uncharacterized. NCBI's taxonomy places the organism in Eukaryota, Fungi, Basidiomycota, Agaricomycetes, Agaricales, Physalacriaceae. Bases 124 to 2136 code for a protein of 670 amino acids. The transcript has 2 exons. The record is from RefSeq and is a predicted model, not a curated record.
AGUAGUUCUUGUGGAGAAAGUCGAGGUGAGAUGAUCGGUGACUAAGAAUUUAUCGGCCCAAGGGGCGGCGAGUACACAAAGACAAAUAUCACGACUUUUCCUUGCAACUUCCACGACAAGUAAAUGUCGAGUCUUCCAGCACGUCCACAACAGUCAUCUCGCUCUCCACCAAGACGUCGGUCGCCUCUUCCACCGUACAAUCGAGGAUCCUAUGCUGGGUCAUCUCGAGGGCGUGGACGUGGACGAGGUAGAGGGGGCUGGAAGGACCGAGAUGACAGAAGGGAUUACGACAGAGAAAGGCAGUACGAGAGGGACAGACGAGAUUAUCCACCACGAUAUCGACAAGAUUCACCACCGCCUCGACCGCCACCUUCUCGAUACGGGCGACGGUCGCGCUCACCACCUAGGCGACGCUUCGACUCUCCUCCGCGUAGUUCGCGUUUUCCAUCACCUCCUCGAAGUCGCUAUUCUCCAGGACCUUCACGCUACUCUCCCGGGCCUCCUCGUGGAAGGUAUGAACGUGAUUCACCACCUCGUAGCCGAUAUGGUGGUUCCCCACGGCGAUACUCGCGAUAUGAUACCCCACGCCGUUUUGAACCUCGUCCGGGAGAUCCACCACCACCACCACGAAGGUCACCUACCCCAUUAAAAGAUGCAGUAAAUGACAGGGGAUCACAGGAAAACAGCAAACCUGACAUUCAUAUGGAUAUUAAUGUCGCACUGACACUCAAUCCAGAAAAAGACUCGGUCAAAAGAGAAGAAGGGGCACAGAUGGACGUCGAUGUCACUGCCGAGAUAAAGCAAGAAAAUGAAGGACAGGCUAAUGAUGUUCAAGAGAUGGAAGAGGGAGAGAGGGAAAGGUCGCUACCAAGGGUGAAAGAACGGUCACCACCGCCUCGUAUGACGUCUCCUCCACGAAAAUCCUCGCCCUCACCGUUGUCGUAUCGGCGGCCUUCACGGUCACCACUACCGCCACGACGGUCGCCAUAUUCUGGACCUCCCUCUCGUUACCGAAGAUCCAGAACGCCACCUCCCCACCGUUAUUCACCACCGCGCCGUCGAUCACCCCCACCAAGUCUACCACGCAGACCGCCUUCUCCAAUCCGGAGACCUUACUCACCCUAUCGUCGGCCUAUAUCACCUCCACGUCGCCCGCUGUCACCUGUGCGCCGACCUUCACCCUCAUGGCGACCUCACUCUCCUGGCCGGAGGUCGCCGCCGCCUCGUCGUUCUCCUCAACGCUGGCCUCCUUCGCCUCAGCGGCGUUACUCACCCAAGCGCUGGCCUCCUUCCCCAAGACGUGCUCACUCACCUCAGCGCUGGGAUCCUUCACCGCCGCGUCGUGCCCAUUCACCUCAACGACGCGUUCCAUCACCUCAACGUCGCGACCCUUCACCUCAGCGUCGUGUUCCGUCACCCCAGCGUCGCCCAGUUUCACCUCGACGGCGUUCACUUUCACCUUCGCGUCGCCCGUCGGCAACUUCACGACGUGAACCUUCACCUUCUCAACACAUAUCGUCGCCUGCACCUCACCCAAUAUCUCCCGUACGACAUCCAAAUUCCCCUCUGCCUCAUCGACCAUCGCCUGCUCCCGAAGCCUCUCCUCCCCAACAAACAUUACGCGCCGACUCCCCGCCUCGUCAGCCUCGCGGUUACGAGCGCGAACCACUUCCUUUAGGACCGCGCAAUAUUGAUCGCGACCCCCCUCGUGGACGAGGUCGUGGACGGGGUCGGGGAGGUCAGUCUCGCGGUCGCGGUCAUGGAUACUCUCAGCCGACUCGGAGUGGUUUCGCCGGAGGAAGUACACCGGCAACUCCAGUGGCGGGGAACCAAGCACCUUCAUCUCCCAGUCUGCCAUUACCUGACAUCUCGUUUUAUUUCAAACCGCUUGUAGAGUCCACUGAUGGGAGAAAGAUCAAACACCUCCAUAAUCUACGCGGCACUCGUGUCCUUGAAAAUGUCACCUUUUCGCGUGGACGGAGAAGAGCUGAACACGAGCUUGAAAUGGCCAAGCUGGAGCUUGCUGCUGCGGAGUCGAGAAGAAAAGUUGCGGAGAAGUUACUCAAGAAGGCGAAGAUAGGAUGCUUGGGUAUCGAGUUCGUGGAGGACGAAGUGAUUCCAACUGAUGCGUCGUGAGUUAGAGCACAAGGAUACUCAUUCUAUAUCUUCUGUGAGUAUGUGCACGUUCGGGGGUGGUAUCCAAUAGCAUUCUUUUGCCACUAGAAUCUCCAUCAAUCUAUUCAUACCCUUUUUCAUGCAAGAAUGAAGCCAAGACC